AUGAAGCUCUACAAAAAUUUGGUGCUUUCCUUUUCGUAUUCCAAGGAAUCGCAAUGUUACGUCAGCUGCACGGAUCUCUGCGCCGUCAAAAAGCUUGUCUCGGAAGAUCAGUGGAAAGUCAAUUUGAAAGGAUUGUUCUAUAUUUACCAAGCAAUGAAUCCAAAUAUUAAGUCAAUACGCUCGGGAAUGGUCUUGGUCAUUGAAUGUCUGGGAUUUUCUCCCUCAAAGGCUGGUGGAGUCAAUCAUUUCAAGAGAGUGGGCGACGAGCUGCUGAAUUGCUACCCCGCCAAACAUCAGGCCAUGAAACACUAUCAUUCGGGAAUCUUUAGCAAUGUUGCCGUAGCCAUUGUCAAACCAUUUCUUCCCAAGGAGCUGAGAGACGCAAUAGAAGUGGGCUGUCUCUAUGACGGGAGGCUGGACAGUUUGUUUCUGGUGCCGGACGCUGAAACGGCACAACGACGGAACUACUUUCGCAUCAUGGACACUCUCAAACUACGCUAUGACAAUGAACGACAAUUCUCGGUGCUAUGGCCCGCUCUAGAUGCACCACAGACACAAUCGUGA
This is a messenger RNA of Seminavis robusta, 564 nucleotides long. Lineage: Eukaryota; Bacillariophyta; Bacillariophyceae; Naviculales; Naviculaceae. The record is from the annotation of a GenBank genome assembly.